AUGGAAACAACCGGCUUCACCCCCACACAACUCGAAAUCCGCGACGCCAUCUUCGCGCUCUGCUCCCGCUUCCCCAACAGCUACUGGCGCGACCGCGACGACAGCAGCAGCGACCCCUCGGACUUCCACGCCGCACUCGCAAAAGACGGGUGGCUCGGCAUCGCUUUACCAGAAGCAUACGGGGGCUCUGGACUGGGGAUCUCAGAAGCGACGAUGAUGAUGCAGACAAUCGCUGAAUCUGGCGCUGGUAUCGCGGGCGCGCAGGCGAUUCACGCGAAUGUGUAUGCGACGUAG
Molecule: messenger RNA, 294 nt
Organism: Alternaria ethzedia
Lineage: Eukaryota; Fungi; Ascomycota; Dothideomycetes; Pleosporales; Pleosporaceae
Exons: 1
Coding region: 1-294 (97 amino acids)
Molecular function (GO): flavin adenine dinucleotide binding; oxidoreductase activity, acting on the CH-CH group of donors
Source: RefSeq, a predicted model, not a curated record